AUGUCUGACCUUCUUCCUAUUCAAACGUAUGUACAUCUUGCAAUAUUGACAGUGGCAGGCAUUGGUAGGCUUUCCACUAAGGAUGCUGUGCUCUUCCUGUGCGACAUGCAAGAAAAAUUCCGACCCAACAUCUUCCAAUUCACCAACAUCGUCAGCAACGCGGCUAGAUUGCUCCAGGCCAGCCGGGUUCUGGGUAUCCCUGCCAUCCUGACCGAGCAGUACCCCAAAGGUUUGGGCCCCACGGUGCCCGAGCUGGGGGCUGAGGGACUUACAGCUCACCCUAAAACAUCCUUCACGAUGAUGAUAGAGGAGGUGGAGAAGGAAAUGCAAGCUCUGGGGAACCCCAAGCAGGCCAUCUUGUGUGGCAUUGAAGCGCACGCUUGUAUUGCGUGUACGACAUUUGACUUACUGGAAAAGGGAAUCGAAGUCCACAUUGUGUCCGAUGCAGUUUCAUCGCGAAGUCAGACGGACCGCUUGUUUGCCUUGUCCCGCCUGAAGCAGAGCGGUGCCUUCCUCACCACCACCGAAGCCGUCCUGCUGCAGCUUGUCCAAGGUGCCAAGCACCCCAACUUCAAGGAGAUUCAGCAACUCAUGAUGCAGCCGUCCCCUGACACCGGCCUCCUCGCCUACUUCAGCGCGCUGUAA
Messenger RNA from Nerophis lumbriciformis (worm pipefish), 645 nucleotides. The record is from RefSeq and is a predicted model, not a curated record. NCBI's taxonomy places the organism in Eukaryota, Metazoa, Chordata, Actinopteri, Syngnathiformes, Syngnathidae.